Messenger RNA from Solanum lycopersicum (tomato), 2929 nucleotides. The record is from RefSeq and is a predicted model, not a curated record. Lineage: Eukaryota; Viridiplantae; Streptophyta; Magnoliopsida; Solanales; Solanaceae.
AUCUCUCUUUCUCGUCGACCCUAUCUCUGUAUCGUCCCUCUCUCUCUCUCAUCGUUUCUCUCCGCCGUCGUCUUCUCCGUCUCCUCUAUCCGCCGCCAGCUCUCCGCCAUUUUCAGUCGUGCUUCAGCAGGUGGAGGUCGCGCCGCCUCCAUAUCCUCCAUUUGCAGUCGCCUCAGCAGCAGCGUUCCCCUUUGACUCCAGGUAAAUUUUUUGAACAAAUUAAUUCUUUGAAAAUAAGUUAGUUCUAGUGUUAACAUUUUUCUUGAGGGUAGAAAGACAAGUGGGAUUGGGAUUUUCUUGGUUGUUGAAGGGACGAAGAAACAGAAUGGUUCCAUCUUUGUGUGUUACAAGUUUAGUUUCGGAUGGUUCAUCAAUUGGUGAAAAUCAGAAAAAUACUUGUCUUCAUUAAUACUUAUCAAAUAAAAUGAGGAAUCGAGCAUGAAUUGAUGAUAUUAGAAUAUGAGUUAAGGUAAUUUUUGAUAGAUUUGAACCUUAGAUUCAUGUUUUGUGUUGAAUCUUAAAACGAGUCAAGCAAGGGUUUAGACUUAUGGAAUGCAAUGGUAGAUGACUAGUAUUAUGUUGUACUUCUCCUUCCCGCUCUGCAAAGCAUGCUUCUGAAGUUUUUCAGUUAGGAGGCUUUAAGUACUUUGGCGGUUGAAGGAUCAUGUUUUUUUUAAUUAAGUACUUGUCGUUGUGACAAGCAAACUUCCUUUUAAAUGAUAUUUUUUCCUCCAAGUUCAAAUUUAAUAACUUUCUUUUAAGCAUCUUAAGUUUAUGACAAUCCUUUAAUGAAGUGCUCUUUUCCUCCCAUAUUCAACCUAUCAAUUAGACACAUCUCCAUGUGACUCAUAUAAUGAUCUAGUCAAAAUUUUCUCUUAAUUUGGAGCUAAACAAACCAAAUUCUAUUUUAGGGAGGAGGUCGUACUAAACUGUGGUGCAUUUGGGCAAAGUACAUUCUACUUCCACUUAGUCGGGGAAAAUUUUUCCCUACUGAAAGUUGUUGGUAUUCUUGAAGGACUGGGUAUAUAUGUUUCAUUACAUCUACUGAUAUAAAAGAAGUAAUAUACCGCAUUUCCCUUGGAAGCGUUGGAAGCAUGUUUAUUCCUAAUUCAUGUUUCCUGGAUUUAUAAAGUUGUAGUAUCUACCAUGUCAUUAUGAAUUUGGUAUUAGAACAUGAAUAUCGAAAAUUUGUGAGGGGUCGUCAUCUUAUUUGGGGAGGUUGUAUUGAUGGUUGAAAGCUUUGUUUAUUUGUUAUGCUUGGAAGUAAAGAACUUGAUAUUAACCUGCAUCAUGCACCACUUUUUUGUUUCUUCUGUUGCAAUGUCCAAACUUCUUGGUGCAAUUGUCUUUUUCCUUGUUCUUUUUUGUAAUUGCAAGGAAUAUUUGGUUCUUCCUGAUGAUCUCUUUGUUUAGGUUUGACUUUGAUGCAUCUUGAGAGAGUCAUGCCUUGACUUUCUGUCACUAUAAUUGCAGGUGCAUUCAUAUUUCUGAAUAGCGCUGGCACCAUAAGUUUUUAAUGGUGGAAGAAGAUUUUCUGAUUUUAGAUUUUUCAUUUAAGAGACAUUUUUACUUGUAUGUUGACUUGUGAAAAGUUUGAAUAAGAAAGACAGUAAUUCAGCAAAAAAAAUAAUACUUAUCAAAUAAAAUACUUGUCUUCAUUAAUACUUAUCAAAUAAAAUAAUUUAUGCUUUGAUUGUAGAAAAAAUGUGCUUGGCGUUCGGAACAUGAAGCGAAAAUUUGUGCAAACUUUCACAAGAAAGCUACGCAUACUCUUGCUAGUUUGUUUAAUAAAGCUCGUAGAGAUAAUAACAAACCUAGCUGGGUUCUACCGGAGGAUUGGACAAAAUUACUCGUGCAUUGGAAAUAUGAUCCAAGAUUUAAGCAGAUGAGUGAGAUCGGUAAAAAGGCAAGAUCAUCUACUAAGGGUGGUUCUCUACACACAAGUGGGGCUCAAAGUCAAGGAAGUGUGAGGAGGAAAUUGGAAAAGGAACUAGGAAGACCGAUAACUCAAGCUGAGGCAUUUAAGGCAACACACAUUAGAAAGAAGAAAAAUCCUGAAGAUCCAGACGUGUGGGUUGAACCGCGAGCUGAAGUGACCUAUAAUCGAUAUCUUCAAGCUUUGGAGAAUUUACAACAAACUCUAUCGGAAGAAAAUCGAGGUAUGCCACUUACUCAAGAACAGGAUGAGAGAGUUUGGUAAGACUUGAUUUGUGGGCCGAGUAGAUAUGGGUAUGCAUAUGGAAUGCCGCAUAAAACCUUUCGUGAAUUUUCUUCUGAGUUUGAAGGCCUAAAUAGUUCAAAUCAUGAUAAAUCAAUGAAGAAAAAUUUGGCUAUGGAGAAAAAGAUUGUUGAGCUAUCUAGCCAAGUUGAAGAAUCACGGGCUAGGGAAAGGCGGUUGAAAUUACAGUUUGCGGGUCUUAAGGAUCAAUUUGAUGCAUUACUUACUUCAGGAGGGAUUCCCCCUUGUUCUGGUGAUGUCACUUUCCCUCCUCGACCUCCUCAAUCUCAAUCUACUCAAUAUCCAAUUUAUGGUCAACAAAAAAAUAUGACCCAUGAGAGUAGUAGUGAUGAAGAAAGUGAUGAUUAUGUGGCAAACACACUAUCACAUUAGUGAAGUUUAGACUUGUGAUAGUUAACUUAUGGAUCAUUUUGUUAACUUUAUAAUUUUGUGAUGGUAAUUAUUUGUUUUGUGAAUAGAUGAUAACGUUGGAAUGUAUUAUAUAACUUAUGGAUAUCAUGAUUUUUGUUUAAUAUAUAAUUAUGUUGAAGUGAGUUGCAAUUGAGUUGAUAAGAGAAUAUUUAGUAAAUGCAUUGCUUCAAUUGAGUUUUUGAAGCUCUUUGAGUUUGAUUUGGGUACUGAAUUAAAAUGACAGGUGAUGAGAAGCCGCAGAAAUAAUAAUUUUCUGCCAGUUUUUUUCCAGAAAAAGAG